Leptopilina boulardi is the source of this 1226-nucleotide messenger RNA. RefSeq names its product zwei Ig domain protein zig-8-like (gene dpr12). Gene Ontology annotation, cellular component: neuron projection membrane. Lineage: Eukaryota; Metazoa; Arthropoda; Insecta; Hymenoptera; Figitidae. The record is from RefSeq and is a predicted model, not a curated record. Gene Ontology annotation, biological process: synapse organization.
AUUUCGAGAAGUACUGGAAUUGUUUCACAUUUUGUGAAUCUAAAAAUAGUGGUACCAGAAGCAACUAUCUUAGGGAGUGGUGAGCACCACGUCGACGUAGGAUCUAUUAUAAAUCUCGUAUGCAUAAUAGAAAAGAGUCCAACGCCACCGCAGUACGUGUUCUGGUAUCACAAUAGCAGAAUGAUAAACUAUGACACAACGCGUGGAAGCGUUGUUGUAUUAACCGAAUCAGGACCAACCCAAAGCAAGCUAACCAUUCGCCAAGCGAUCGAAUCGGAUACGGGCAAUUACACGUGCAGUGCAUCUAACACUAAGCCUGCAUCGAUCUAUGUCUUCGUUACAGAAGGUGACAAAAUGGCAGCGAUUCUUCGACGGAAAACGUCGGGAUCUUAUAGAACAAGAGAAAGUUUGGUGCUAACACUAAUAUUAUUCAGCGCCCUUUUAGUGCGAUAAACGUUUCAUUAAAAAUGUCCAUAAUUAUUUAUUUUAUGUGAUAGAUAGAAACAUUUCACAACUAUACUAUCGGUUUUUUUCACAUCGAGGUUAAUAGCAAUUGGUCUGAGAAUUUUGCAAAAAUUAAAAAAAAAAACAAAAAGAUAUUAUCAAAAAAAAGAAAAUGAAUAUCUGGAGUCAUUAUUCAUCACCUAAAUUGUGUAAAUAUUGUUAAUCGUAAAUAUUUGGUGGACGAUGGAUGCCUAUCGAGAUGAGAUUUGGCUUAAUGAUAAAUAAAAAUAAGUAAUUCAAAUAACAAAAUCUAUCCGUUUGUAAAUUUAAUCCUUUUCGAGUUUACAAUUAUUUUUCCAUAAUUUUGAAAUAAUUUCAAAUUUUAGUUUUCCAAAUGAAGCAAAGUAACAUCAUUAAAUUAUCAAAUACGUGCGAAAAAAAAAUUUGAUUCGAAUAAUCGGUUACUUUAUUAUCAAAUAAAUAUUUACUUAAACCAAAUAAUUGAAUUAAAUAAACUGUAUUUGAACUAAUAAUUUCUCUAUUUGAAACAUAUACAAUUUAAUUAAUUAUUUUUAAUAUAAAUAAAUAUUUGAUAAUAGUCAAAUUAUUUGAAUCAAAUAAAUUUUUUGCAGUAGUGAAAAAAAAAUGAAUGGGAAAAUAAAACUUAUGCUUUUUGUUUUGGCAACCUUUCUUUCGUUUUAAUACUAAAUCAUCAAAAGUCGCAGGAAGAAGAAACGACAAACUAUCUCAAAAAAUGCAUUAAAAAAAAAGAAAAAGAGAAA